AUGGAAUCUGAUCAGACUCCAGAGGAGUUGUUUAUCCGCAGAUGCUACAGGAGGGAUGUUAGAUCACUCUCGAUCAGCUAUAUUGAGCAACCCGAAAAACUUACCGCACUGGAAAAGUUUAUAAAAACUGAGACAAUUUCGGAAUUGCACAUAAUUCAAGUAACCAGAAUUCCUUUAGAGUAUAUUCUUACCACUUUUAUAAACCAUCCCUGCAAUUUGACCACAUUUGAAAUCAAAACUGUAUCACUUUCCUGGGAUGAUAACACUAUUGCCCUCAUUGCCAAAUUUUUUGGACUACACCGUAAUACUAUUAGGCACUUAACUAUAAGAUGUUACCUAAAAAGCAAACACAUAGCCACGAUACUUCAGUGUGUACCGAUUGGCAUUGAAUCUUUAGAUCUAUCAGAGAAUAUAUUCGAUAAGGAAUCACACUACCUCGAACCCCUAAUUCAAGUGAUUGGCGACAGUGAGUUAAUUGAACUCAAGUUAUCUAAUACUAGUAUGAGCAAAGUUGGUAUCCGCAAUUUAUUCGUAAAACUUGGUGAAUUAAAUAAACCAAUAGCCUUACGCAAUAUACAAGGCAUUGAAAUAGCAAAUAGUAACAUUGUAAACGGCACUAAGGAGGUUGAUACCAUUAACCAACUCAAAUUUAUCAAGAAUUCAGAUUACUUAAACUAUUUAAGAGAUGUUUAUUUCCUGAAACUGAUGAUAGAUAAUCGCAUUCGGGUGUGGUGGCCUCCUACAACUACUGAAACCAAGACGUUGUAUUCUGGUCGUUAUUGGCCUGCAAAGGUGCUUCAAGUUAAUACAAUGGACAAAAUACUCGUUGUGAAAUAUGAUAACGAUGAAUUAGACUACGUACAACAUACGUGUAUACAACCAUUAUCGCCUUUUAAGUUUGGCGGUGGAUUGUCUGAUAAUAUUAUAGAAAAUACUUUUUUUAUUAAAAAAAUUGUUGAUUUACCCGUGGAUCAAACUAAUAAAAGGAAACCUGUAAUGGAUUUUGUAGAAUCGGAAUGGGGUAUAAAUGAUACAUUGGCUGGUAACUUAAUUACAUGUGGCGAAUUAUGCGAGUUUAGAGAUCCACGUGACAUAAAUUCCACAGACCCCAGCGAUUUUGUGGGUUAUACCAAAGAAUUAAAUCCGGAAGAACCACUAUAUUCGUGCAAGUGUAUCUAUCAAGACGACGAACAUGCUGAAGUAUCUUCAUGUAACAUUAGACGGGCAGUUGUAGUUAAAUGGAAUAAUUGGGUGUAUGAAUGCGCUAGAGCUCAUAGAUUAAUUGCAAGAAACCAAAAUAAUUUGAUAAGUAAACUAAAUGUUCUGGUUGAGAGUGUUUGGGUUUAUCCAAGAGUUAUAACAUCUGAAACUAAACUGGCAUCUUAUCCUUCAAAUAUGAGAGUAGAUUCAUUGCAAAAACAUAGAAAAGCAAUUAAAUUUGACCUAAGGAACCAUCCAGGUCUAAAAGGGUUUGAUGAUAUUAAAUCCAUCGACAAUUUGGACCGCUUUGAACUGAUUAAAAAAUGCAAAAGUUUCCACGAUGAACUGGUAACUGCUAAAGCUAAGUUGAACAUUUUUGAUUUUCUGGAAAAUGAAUGCCAGGAAUUGCGUGUUCAGGUGGAUAGGUAUGAGACAAAAAUACAAGAAUUAGAGUCUCAAUUGUUAUGUUUCAUAUGCACAAAAAGUAAGAUUAAUUGCAUAAUUCACCCAUGCGGCCACUUCCAAAUUUGUGAUAUAUGUGCUAGUACCAUGGGUAAAUGCCCAUCUUGCACCAACAGGAUAACAAGUAUACAAUUGAUCAAAUUUGCACUGUGUUAA
Babesia microti strain RI is the source of this 1818-nucleotide messenger RNA. RefSeq lists its product as hypothetical. The transcript has 4 exons. NCBI's taxonomy places the organism in Eukaryota, Apicomplexa, Aconoidasida, Piroplasmida, Babesiidae. The coding region runs from base 1 to 1818 and encodes 605 amino acids. The record is from RefSeq and is a predicted model, not a curated record.